GAACAUUAUAUCAGUUACAUAAUUGUAAUACCAUAUAUUUAUAUUUCAUUAAUUUAAAAUCAAUGAAAACUUAGCACUGCUGUAAAUGAAGAGGGAUUUGGCUGUUUCCAUGAAUGCUGCUUUAUCGGUUGGUUCACGAUAUAGUCAACACGCGCAGCAAAACAGAAUAUAAAUAAAUUAACAAGCAAAGUUUUGAAGCAUAUUAUUCAGAGCAUCUGAAACAAUAAUUCAUGGAUUGCACCUAUUGAAAUGGAGUUUGCUGAAUAUAUUCCGACUCCUAAAGUUGAAGGUGUUUGGUGUUACAAUGGACAAAAUAAAGCAAUAUCAGGAACAUUAUGCCUAACUGGACAUCAUAUGAUAUUGUAUGCAGAUGAUACCAGUUCAGGAGAAAUUUGGAUUCAGUAUAUGAACAUAGACGCUGUCGAAAAAAGAAUUGGAUUGGAUAAAGGCACUUUGGUUCUUAGAUGUAAAGAUCUCCAACAAAUACAACUUACUAUACCGGGAGUGGAAGAUGCCACGAAUGUCGCUUAUACAGCAGAAAUAUUAUCAAGCAUUACAGAUCCUUGUUUACAAUUCCCGUUUUUCUACCGAGCCAAAUUUAAAUAUGAUGAAAAUGGAUGGGAUUUAUAUAACAUCAAUGAUUGGUAUAAAGAGUUGCAAAGCAAGACUGAUAAAUGGCGACUUUCGGAUGUAAACUCUGAUUUUGGUGUUUGUACUUCAUAUCCGAAUCAAAUCGUGGUACCAAGUGAAAUAGAUGAUUCAAUGAUACAAAAAUCAGCAAAAUUUCGACAAGCAGGAAGAUUUCCAGUCUUGUGUUAUUACCACAAGAAUGGAGCGUCCAUUAUACGAUCAAGUCAACCGCUAGUGGGAGCUAAUAAUCGUAGAUGUAAGGAUGACGAAAAGUUACUUAACGCAAUGCUGGGUCCAUCACAUCGUGGAUAUAUUCUUGAUAUAAGGUCGGUGCAAACUGCGGUUCAAGCAAAGGCAAAAGGUGGAGGAUAUGAGUCUGAUCAUCAAUAUCCUAGAUGGAAGCGAUUUACUAUGAACUUAUACAGUUAUUACGUUCAGCAAGAGAGCCUAAUACGAAUAGUAGAAGCUAGCAAUGAUAAAUCUGGAAGUAUGGACAGAUGGAUGAGUAAAUUGGAAUCAUCAGGUUGGAUGGGAUAUAUCAAACGUGCUAUGGAUGCUGCUUGCCUUGUUGCUCAGUGUGUGGACAGGGAAGAAUGGUCAGUUCUUGUUCAUGGAGCAGAGGGUUUUGAUUCCACUCUCACUGUGACGUCACUCGCUCAAAUAAUACUCGAUUCUGAGUGUCGAACAAUUCGAGGAUUUCUUGCACUUAUUGAUAGAGAGUGGAUUUACUCAGGUCACCCAUUUGCAGAUAGAUCUGCUCACGGUCCUUACAGUAGCAACAAACAGAGAGGCGAAUCUCCUGUGUUUUCAAUAUUUCUGGAAUGUGUUUUUCAACUUCUUCAUCAAUUUCCUUUGUCUUUCGAAUUUACUUCAACUUUACUUGUUGACCUUAGAAUGCAUUCAUAUUCAUCACAAUUUGGAACAUUUUUGUUUAACCACAUGAGAGAUAGAGUUCGAGGAAAGCUUCAUCACAAAACAAUUUCAUUAUGGACAUAUAUUCUGUCACCUGCUAUCUUCCCUAAAUAUAUUAAUCCUCUAUAUAAAAGAAGAAAUGACAAUAUAUGGCCUUCAGUUGCUCCACAAAGUUUGGAGUUUUGGGAAGAAUUAUUUACACCAUGGUCAACGCCUAGGAAUGAAGCCUUAGAACGGGUGAAGUCCCUCGAAGCAGAACGUAUAGAGUUAGAAUAUCUUACUACUAAGUUAGCGAAAAGAGUUGGUAAUGUUCCAAUCAACGAGAUACAAAAUUUAACCAUCGGUCAAAUGGAUGAAAAAAAGGUUUCAAACAGGAAAAGUGCAAUGAAGAAUGAAAAACUGAAUAAGAAGAAAAAUGAAAACUUCGUGAAUGAGAACGCUGCGAUGAAUGGCCCAAAAUUGCUCGAUUUUACUGAAUUUCCGAGACCAGAAAAAUUUGAGGAUCUGGUAUCAGAUGAGAAGAGUAAUAAUUAUUAUAUGCCUAUUGAUGCGCCACAGCAUUUUUCGAAUGAUACUGACAUCCCAAAUGGGCUUCCACUACAGCGGCCUAAUCUCCUAGACGAUUUAGCGGCUUUUGUUAAUCCAUCUUCAAGUCAAGAGUUACCGGAAAAAGUGGAAACAAACUCAUCUAAGGAAUCUCCUUUAAUUGAUUUUGAUCAUUUUAGCGUCCCGAAUUCAGAAAAUAGUACGGAUUCGGCCCAACAAUCGAGCGAACCAAGUUUGAUUAAUAUUGAUGAGGAUUUUAGUAACGAAAAAAUAGAAACUGAUCCUAUCUUAAGUAAUUCGAAUUCUUUGAAUGACUUAUAUGAAUCUCCUAUAUAAAGAUAAAAUUUGAGAAAUUUUCUGUAUGGAGCUGUGUAAGGUAUUCGAGUUACAACUAAUAUUAUUCAUCCGCCAUGCUUUAAUUAUUAUUUAAUUUGACCUCUUUAUGAUCUGCACUUGUAUUUAUUCCUCCUAUAUGUUUCUGAAAUUUAUUCAUAAUCAUUAAUUUAUACAAAAUUGCGAUCAAAAAUCAUCAUUUUAGACUCAAAAAUUGAUUGUUUAAACAUAUAUAAAAGAUGUAAUACACAUCACAUUAGCCAAUUUGAAAUAUAGUCCAUAUCAAAUGUAGCAUCUAUUAAAUGAUUAGUUUUACAGUAUAGAAUAUACUGACUUGAUAGUACAGUGUAUAUUAUUAUAUUAUAGUGGUACUAUUUCUUAGUCUAGGGGGUAAAGCUUUGCUCUUCAGUGGAAAUUCAUAUGCCAUGUAUUGAAGCUUUCUUUUAUUUGUUGCAACCUGGCUUAUAUUUUUAGGCAAAUUAUUCCUUCUAUAUGUUUAUGCACAGUAGUGAUUGCGUGCAAUAAAGCAUUAAUCUAACGUC
Styela clava is the source of this 2963-nucleotide messenger RNA. RefSeq names its product myotubularin-related protein 9-like. The record is from RefSeq and is a predicted model, not a curated record. Lineage: Eukaryota; Metazoa; Chordata; Ascidiacea; Stolidobranchia; Styelidae. Gene Ontology annotation, cellular component: cytoplasm. Gene Ontology annotation, molecular function: protein phosphatase binding. Gene Ontology annotation, biological process: negative regulation of autophagy; phosphatidylinositol dephosphorylation.